Rhopilema esculentum is the source of this 12621-nucleotide messenger RNA. The record is from RefSeq and is a predicted model, not a curated record. Lineage: Eukaryota; Metazoa; Cnidaria; Scyphozoa; Rhizostomeae; Rhizostomatidae.
AUGGUAUGGAGCCAGGAACAUGACCUUCUGUUAUUAAGAGAAAUCCUGGUUUCACAACCUUUCAAAUUCCCUUUUGGCAGCAGAGAGAGGGGGCAAUGCUGGAGCAAAGUGGCAAAAAGGUUGAAUGACUGCCAAAAUCAAAAAUUUUAUGUAGACCAGAGGGCAGUGAGAGAAAGGUUUGAAAAAAUAGAGAGGGAUUUUAGAAGGAGAAUGGCACAAGAGGAAAGGGCCAGUGGAAUAGCAGUAGAAGAGAAUGAGCUUGACCAGGCAUUGGAAGAUAUUAUUGGAUUUACAGAAGCAGCAGAGGAGGAACUUGCCAGGAAAGCUGAAGAGAAGAAAAACAACAGAGAGAAAGAAAAGGAGACAGCCGAGGAUGUGAGAAAAAGGUCAAUGGAGAGGCUCAGUCAGACACAAGUGCGAGAAAAAAAUGAAAGUGAGAAUAAAAGGAAACGGUCAGGUGAAAAUACUAUGGAGUUUUUAAGAGAGAAGGCAUUGAAGGAGUAUGAGAUUCAGAAAGAAGAAAUAACGUUAAGAAAAAAAGAGAUGGAGAUUAGAAUUGAGGAAGCAGAUAACGAGAAGAAGAGAGAACAGUUUGAGAGGGAGCAAAGGGAAGAGGAGAGGAAAAGGAGAGAAAAGUAUGAAGAAACCAUAAUCAGCCAACAACAUCAAAUAAUUUAUCUGAUGCAAAAACAGCAGGAGCAACAGAAACAGAUUUUGCAGCAGAUGCAGCAACAAAAUACUGCAAUUAUUUCCAUUUUGGCAAAGUUGGCUGAGAGGCAGUAGACUUUAAAUAUUAUUUUCUUCUCCUUUUAUUCAUUGUAUAAAAUAAAUACAUACUUGUGCAUUCCUUUUUUCGUCUAGCUUCUGCAUGGAAAACAACUAUAACUUGCCACUAGUUGAGGCACUCUGAUUAUAUAUUGUCUUUAGAUUAGUACCACUGAUAUCAAAACUUUUUGAAGCUUUGAUUGAAAAAUUUACAUUGCUUUUACUUCUUUCUCAGGCCAGGGUUGGUAAUUUUUUAAGGCAGGUUUUCAGAUAUUUGAAUAUUUAGAAUUGUGUUUGAUUUUAAAAUAAGGUUUGGCUUGUGGCUCAUUUUUUUUUUCUGGUAAUGUGGUGUUGAAGUCUCUUGAAUGUUGACAACCAUAUUAAAUAUUAAAAAAUGGUAUGUUGUGUGAGAGAUUAUAAUCACAUGCUUCAUGGGAAAACACAUUCCCUACUCAGAACAUUUUGGCCCAAGUGCAAUUGAUGGAAAAAAACACACGCAGAAACAAUUAUUAUAUGUCUGCAAAAUGCAUUUGUUAAUUUUUCUUAAACCUGUAUGGCAUAAAUUUGGCUUUUUGCACUUUCUUGACAGCAAUGUGAAUUUGCCUUAUUGUGGCCUUGGCUUGAAGCACGAGCAAUGACCUACCAACCAUAGCACAAGUUCUGAAAGUACCCAGAAUAUAAAAAGAAAAUAAGUGUGUGUGUUAUCUGUAGAGAGAAACUUGGCAAAUUUGGUAGCUUUUAAAAAAGCUGUUUUAUAGGGUGAUCUUGAGACUAGUUUCCAUCUAAAUUGCUAGUUUCCAUUAAGUAAAACUGGAGGGCAGGUGGCUGUAAAUCAAAGAAGGUUGCCGUAUUUGAUCCAUAGAGGCAGAUUAGAGCAUUUCGUAAAAGAGCACACACAGUAUACAUCUUCCCUACAGGGCUCAAACCAAUCUUCAGAUCUUUUUUGAAAUCGCAGAGCUUGAAGUAAGACACAAUUUCACGAAAGACCCACUCAACUGAAACACGAACCUGACUCAUAGACUGGUUGAAUGCUUGCUGUUCUAGGGUCAAACCUUGUCUUUGCAAAAAUGGGCACUGCAGAUGUUCUCGUAGAGGGUAGGCUGGGUCACCAUAAAUGCAAAGUGCUUGGCCAUGGGGUGCAAAUGAGUGCCUUUCUAACUCACCCAAUAGCCCAGACAUCACAAGCAUAGCAGCAUCAUGCCUUCUCCCCUCUACAGGGCCAAAUAAAUUUGCAAUCAUACCAUUGGGGGCAACAACAGACUGAAAUUUCAACGAGUGUACUCUCUUGUGGCCAUUGUAAACUUCCCAUUGUAAACUUCCCAAAGUAUUGGGUCUGCAUAUAGGCCUUACAGUCCCAUCUACAAAACCCCAACAGUUAUCUAAUGCUCCCCCUUUUCUAUGAACGGCAUGUGCAAAUACAGCAAGGUUUUCCCUAGAUAACCAAGGUUGAUCCAUACUACUUAGUAGAUGACCAUAUUUUUGAUAAAUUUCCUCGAUUACCAGGUUACUUAUCAUCGAUAAUUGGGGAACAGGCCUUGCAAAGCGAUGGAUCAGGUCACUAUAUCUGCAUGGAUAUGCAAGCCUUCUCAAACAAAUACACGUCGCUUCAACUGAAUCAACAACCCCGUUGUAACAUUUAAAUUGGGCAGGAAAUCCGAAAAUAUCUACUAAUGUGUAGACAUCAUCCUUCCACAUCCGAAACUCGGCUUUACACUGGUCUGCGCUCAUCAGAUCCAAAUCGAAUUUAUCAUACCUCCAGUACGGAAAAUGUGGAUUUCUUCGCCUAUUCACAUCAUAGAGCAGCAGAAGAUCUACAUCAUCAAUAACAUUCGCGUCAUAAUAUCCCAAGAGCAGGUUAUUUAGAUUAUCGAUAUUCGCCAUGCUUAUUAUUUUCUUCACAGUUAAAUUUGGCGCCAAAGUACCACCGUCUUGACAAUCGUAAGCGAAAAAUUCAGACUACGCAAUCGCUACGGGGGUCCCAGACCUCCUAGCCGUCGUAGUCAGAUCCGUAGUCAAAUCGUAAGCUCUCUAUUGCCGAUCAGAAAGCACUGACUGAUCUGGAAAAGAAACUAUAUACAGGUAUUGAAUAAAGGAAACAACCACUGGAGUACAAUUUCAACUAUUGGUAUGAGUGAAACAUCAUCUGUCCCUGUUUAUGAUAGUCUUCAGAAUUCAAGAUUCGACUUUCAAAUUCAAAAUGUCAUUGCCAGUUUAAUCCAUUCACUAAAACAAGAAAUCUUAAUCAAGGUAGAGGAUGUUCAGAAUCAGGAAGAUGGUAACAGUUGUGGGCUCUUUGCUAUAGCCUAUGCAGUUACUCUUUGCUUUGCAGAUGACCCACGGCAAAUUCAUUUUGAUAAAAGUCAGAUGCGAAAUCAUCUAAUGAAAUGUCUUUGCAAGCAUGAAAUGACCAAGUUUCCACAACUGACCACCAGCAGAAUGCCACAUCAUGGAAAGUUGCUAUCCUUUACUGUCAAUUGCACUUGUCGUCUACCAAUUGAUGCAGAUGAUGUUUGGAAGGUUGAAAAAUGUCCACUUUGUGGAGGAAGAUACCACAAAAAAUGCAACACAGGGAAGAAAAGAAUCAAGAUCAUCAGAAAUGGCAUAAAAAGAUGGUUUUGCAGCAAAUGCACUGACCAAUGCAACAUUUGUGCCACCUAUGAAAUUAAAGAUAAAGAUGCCCUUCCAUCAACUAUAACUAUUCUUUCUGAAAAAUAACAAGAAAUCAUUUUUAACACUGCAUUAAAUAUAUAUCGACUAAUUCAGCUGCCUAAUUUUUUUUCAAUUUAUCUGAUUAGGUAAAUACGACUGUGUUUCUGCGUUUGAAUGUUAAACAUGUAAUCAAUCUCCAAACUAUAAUAUGUUUAUUUAUCUUACCUGGCAUUCAUCUUUGAUCUCUCAUUCUUGAUAAGCUUUUGCUCUAAGACAAUCAAUCAGUCGUCGUACAUGAGACGUUGAAUAGGCCUAAAUUUCACAACCCCACUCCUUUUAUUAAGACAUCCUAUUAUUUUUGGCAUCGAAUAGUACCUCUUUUCAAUAGAAAAAGGAAAAAAGGCUAAGGGUUCCACUCCAUAAACAGGACAGCCGCACAGCAAUGCUCUUUCGCUCUAGUCUUUUGGUGGUAGCCAUUGAUAAGUUUCGUUGACAGUCCCAAUAUUCAUUUCCUCGUGUUCCUCCAAGUGUUCGUUGUAGCUACUGAUUAUUGGUCGCAGUAUCCGAUAAGAACGAAAAAGCCAUUAUACUAUCAUUAUAUUUUAAUCUUCUUGGAAGUUUCCAUUAUGGUAUUGCUCACGAGAUUGAUUUUAUAACUACAUAAAGAUAAAAUUUUAUAAGGGAUUUGACCGUGAUUGGGACCUGGGGGGGGGGGUAAAUUUUCCCCCCAAAACGAUUUUUGCAGUCUAAUCACUUACAAGUUUUGAAACUUCCCUAAAAUCUAAGAUAUAAGCUCAAACAAUAUGAAAAAAUGUAUUUGGCCUUUAAUUAUGGCAAUAAAACCAUAUCUGAGCUUAAAAAAGUCAUAUAAUAAAGUUUGGGGAAAUUCCCAAAACGAGAUCGUAUUAUCUCAUUUCCAUAUAAAUUUCUUUUUGUGACCUAUUCUCAUUCAUGCUCGGAAAAUUUGUUAGGUUUUAUAGUUUUUGUUGUUUCAUUUUUCUAAUUGUCAUUGCCAGAUUGUCAUAACUGUUUGUUUUCCAGACAAAUUGCAUCAUGUUACUUUGAUGUGGUUUUGUUACUCUAAUGUGGCAAUAAAACACAAAAAUUGGUCAAGAAUUAAGAAAAAUAAGAAGCAACAAGAUGUGGUACUACAAAAUGUCAGAAUAAAAUAGCUUUGAUAUUAGAAGUAGGUAUACCUGCAAUAUAAAUUAUAUAUACCAAUGUAAUAUUUCAACGAAAUCAGAUUCUUAAACUAAAGAGACUGUAGCACCAUACCGAUUUGGAUUUGGAGCAUUUGUUUCACACAUGUAGCCAGUAGGAAGCAACUCAUCACCUACAACUUUUCUGCCCAAAUAAGUUUGGUAGCCUCCAUUUGUUUCUUUUGUCUUUCGUCCUUCUGUUGUUUUGGUAACUUUUGUUGCUUGUCCCAUGUUAGAGCUUAAUUUGGCAAACUUUUCUGAAAGAAAUUCUGCUGCCUUAACCUUUCAAUUAUCAAUGCUCUUUUGACUAUGUGUUGGCCUCCUUGGUGGCACAAAUGUUGUUCCAAAAUCAUGGAGCUUAUGCUUCAGUGCAUCAGUUUAUUUUGCCUUGUGUGAUAUUUUGUCAGCAUUAUCAGUUUCUGUGGUCCUAGCCCUUAAUAAUGAGUGGAAAUUUUCAACAGGGUAUUCAUCAAAAGCUGGAAGAAAGGAAAAAAUAGGAAUGAUGAUUGGAUGCCCAACCAAUUUCCAGUACUCAAUGUUGGAAAGAGCUAUCAAGGGAGCCUUGCCAUAAUGUCUUCUCCUGAACACAAGAAACAUUACCCAGCAAUGAAAUAAAGAUUGAUAAUACUCAGUUGCCAUAUUACUUUUGAAUACCAAUGAGUAAAUACUGAGUGUCAUAGAAAUGUAAGUGUCGAGGAGAUUGGGUAAUGUAAGAUAUUCAAUAUCUUUACAAUUUGGAAAGGCAGCAAUGAUCUCAUCCCUAACCAAUGUCCAACCACCAUAUAGCACUUCCAAAAAGAAUGAAAUUAUGUAUGGCUUAGGCUUUUUGAAUACAGCUCAGCAAAGAAAGCAUUAAAUUUUAUGAAGACAAUUUCUCUUGAAUUUAAUGAAAUAUGCAAUGGGCCUAUGAAAGGAACAAUAUUGCUCCAUUAAUGAGAUAAUGUAUCAUCAUCUUUGUUAUACACAACUUGACGAACAAAGAACUGAGCAGGGCAAUUACCAACAAGAGGAACAACAUAUCUUUGAAGGUAUGAUAACAAACCGUUUUUAAGCAGUAUGGCCCAAGCAGUGCAAAAAUUGUCAUAUGAUUUUAGUGGCAUCUCUAUUGAGUCAACUAGCUUGCAGUUAUCCAUAGAUCUUAGCUGUGUCAUUUUUGGGUAAUCAUGGAUAAACAACCUAUGCCUUUCUGAUUGAGGGUCAAAAAAACUCUGCUUUCAUCCAGUCUGGCAUUACACCGACAUAGCUCUUUGAUAAAAAAUCAAUGUUAUUGUCAAGAACACUUUUUAAGUUCUCAAAGUUUGCUGGCUUUAUAUCAUUGACUGGAAAGGUUGCAUGGCUAAUUGCUUCAACACUUGAGAAUGACUUCAAUAGAAGUAUUGCCAUGUGGGUGACUUGUGAUGUUGCAGAAGUAGUGGCACGUCCAUUAGCAUGGAUAUUAUGGUAGUCAUCUAUGAAAAUUACCACCAUAUGUCCCUUUUCUGCUGCAUUUUUAAAAAAAAUCAUUCACAAUUUUGCUAUGAUUUGCAGCAAUGCCUUCAUUAAUGUUAAUUACUGUGCGUGGGUGUGCUGCCAAACCCAUAUUAUGGAGGGUUUCCAUGCCCUUACUUGUAACCCCAAAGCCUCUUAGAAACUUGGCAGUUGCCACUUGAAACCAGUUAGCCCUUUGCGACUGACCGUAGACAAGACUGUAUAUAAUUGAAACAGCUCUUUUUUCAAUCAAUUUUUUUCUUUCAGCUGUUUGUCUGGCAGUUGACAUAGCUUCUACUAUCAUUUCAAAAAUUGUUGUUGCCCCUGCAUUACUACAAAGCUUAUUAAAUCGAGCUGGAUCAGUAAUUGGUUCACCAUUUUCACCAAACCUUGGGAAACAUUUUUCCCCUAUUUUUGAGACUUGAGAUUUCAAAUUGAUUCUAGCGUUACCAAUUUCUUGUUACCAAUCUCAAAAUUAUAUACUCUUUUAAAUUUUACAACAUAACAUAAAAUAUAUAACCAAAGACUGUAACUGAGUUUUUAAUUUUCAAUGUUGCUUUCCACCAAAGCCAUUCCGUCUUGAUUUUAUCAGAAGUCAGAAAGUCCAACGAUUCCCGUACUAGGUAGCAGCAGCUGCUCAAAAGGCAUCCACCAAAAAAGUUUUCUCUUGAAAAUUAAUCGCUUCGCCAUAAAAAGAUGAGUUGCCUGUUAGCUAGGUAUAAAACUGGCUUUUCAUCUAAAACUUGCCGCCAAUGUGUCGUAGAGACCAACUACCAUCUCGAGUGGACUUCGUAAUAAUUCUAAUUUAAUAAUAAAAUGUAAUAAUAAAAUUUCGUCUUGUUGGAAGUUGGAUAGAAUGUGGCUAGCCCCAACCCCCCCCCCCCCCUCCAGGAGAUAGGAAAAGUUCAACCUAAGAUUUUAGGAAUACUACGUCAAGUUAACUCAAAAGCAGCAAGAAUGCUGCAAGAAAGUUAUGGUAGCCUUUUAAUCCCAAUUAUCAUGCAAAAAAUGCCCAGUGAACUCGUUGUCUACUGACUUCAUUCUCUGGGAGCAGUUCGACUAUGAGGGGCAAAAGCAAAGCUACCCAAACUGGAGCUGCAAACUUUUGGCAGAACGCCACAAGAUUGGCCUGGAUUUUGGGAUGCGUUUAGCAGUACAGUGGAUUAUGAUGAGGACCUUCCGGACGCGGUGAAGUUUCAAUAUUUGAAGAAGUCAUUGUUGGAGCCAGCGAAGUCGGUAAUUUCGGGAUUCAAAAUGACAGCGUCAAACUACAGAGCCGCGGUGGAGCUGUUGCAUCAAUGCUUUGCGAAACCGACAGUGAUCAAAAGAGGCCAUAUCAACGAGAUGCACAAAAUCAACACUGUGUAUGACGAAAGGCGGGUUGACAGGAUGCGAUCUCUGCACGACAGCGUUGAAACACACUUUCACAGGUUGGAAGCUGUGCAUGUCAACUAAGGGAGUAUGAAAGCAUUGUUGUGCCAGUUUUGCUGGAAAAGAUCCCCCAGGCCGUUUGUUUGAACAUGGUGAGAGCGUCAAGCAAAGAUCAUUUGGAGUGGUCUGUGAGAGAUUUUUUGGAAAGUUUGAACAAAGAAAUUGCAGUCAGGGAAAUACAAGCACCGAUUUUUGGGACAGGGGGCACAAAACGUAGAGGCUACGCCCCACAGAGAAUGGUAGAAAGGGUAAUCGAUGGUACAGCAACGGCAUUGCACACUUGGAGAGGGGACAGCCAGAAACGAUGUGCCUUUUGCCAAGAAAACCACAACGAAGAACGUUGUCCCAAAAUUACAAACUUGGACACACGUAAGAACUUUAUCAGAAAGUAUGGUCGUUGUUUUGUUUGCAUUAGGAAAGGGCAUAAGGCUGUAGAUUGUAGAUCAAAGAUUAUGUGUAAGAAGUGCAAUGGUAAAUAUCACGUAUCAUUGUGUUAUUAUUCCAAGAAUUCAACCGUAGAGAACUUUGUAGCAAGGAAAGCAGUGACAAGGAAAAGGAGAAACCACUCGCCAGGCAAAAGCGUAUCUGGGACUGGAAAAAACAGCUCUGUCAAGCCCCAUAAAAAGCUGAAAAGGGAAGAACCAAAGAAAUCACAACAGAACAAAUAUAACUGCAUUCAGUGUCUUGACCUUGCACUUGAAGGGAAAAUAUAGCAAAGGUGCACAUUCAUUUGCAGAAAUCCAGAUGGCAUUGCCCCCAAAAAGUGAAAAAUGCACAUUUGUUCCAUCAGACACAGCUGAAAUACUUGCAAUGCGUGAGAAGUAUCAAAAAUAAAAAACCAGUCUGAGAGGGACGUUGAUGUGCCUGCGAGUCAAAAGACAAUGUUGGAAAUGAUAAAUAUCAGAGCGGAGAUGGUCUUGGAGACCAAAGAAGAAACAGACCAGCCCAAUGAAUCGUCAAUGAAUACUGAGGUUUCAAAUGAAAACAAUACACUCGAGCCUCUUGAACCACUUGAUCCAUAUGAUGAAUAUUUGGGCCCUAAAUCUGCUCCAUCAACCUUAAUUCAGUUUAAGGAAAACUCCACUGACCAUAUGGGAGCAACUUUGCAAACAGUAAUGAGUGCUAUUGCAAAUCUGACACUCAAAGUUGAUGAGAUUGGCAGCAAACAUAAAAGGAUGACCCAACUAGCAUGUAAAGAUAGUGAAACAUCCAAGGCCAUUAUAAAAAAUAAGACAGCUGGAAAAUAUCGUAGAAUUCACAGAAGCAACAAAGUUGGUUGAAUGGUUUUAUGAUGAGAACUCUGAAACUGGAGUUCUCAGAUGUUUACCCUGCUAUCAACUGCACAUUGCCGCAAAGCCUACACUUCAAAAUUUGACACCUUUAAAGGCACAACAGUUGCUUUCUUCAAGUUCAACUGGUACACUCGCAUUUUGCAAGGUCAUAGCUCCACUUGGUAUCACCAAAAAAACUCCUGUUUUGAUCAUUUGUGCUUGAUUGGCAUCGACUCUGCGGUGCAUAAAAAGGCGAUAGAUAACAACAAAAAGAUAUCGGAAAUUGAAGCAAAGAAAUCAACGGCAAUAACUAAUAUAUUUAGAUGUGCUACAAUUGAUCUGCAACUUGGAGCUGCAGGAAGACACUUGGAAACUCUUGUUUCAUUUCUGGCACAGUGUGGAGUUAAUGUUGGCAGCAUUGGUCACAGUCGCAAGCAUUUUAAUUAUAUUUUAUACUGCCUUGAGAAAACAGUGAACAAAAAUAUAAACAACUUAACCAUAAUUAUUCAAAGCAAGGGCUUACAUAGGGAAGCAUUCCCGUGCCACAAACUUUGUGGUGAAUUCUGAACAUAGAAAGAUACAUAGGGAUACGAAGACCCGGAAGUUGAUUGCCAUGACAUUUCCACCAAGCGCCUUGUAGAGGAGCUUUACAAAAGCAAAACUAUAGGUAUUAAAAAAUUAGCGCGACAGGUAAAUGUAAGCGCGAAGGGAUCUAAAUUGGACAUCAUAGGUUGAAUCAAGGCAUCACUAGGUGAAGACGCUAACCGUUUCAACAAAAAACUAACAAAACCCUUUGGUCGUUCUAGCGGUUGGCUUACUAUCGCUUGUCAGCAUGGUAUUAUAUACGCGGUUAUAUGAGAUAAAUUAUAUACGAGACUACAUAGAUAUACUAAGGAGUCUCAAACAAUUGCCAGAUGUCUUUAUAAAUGAAAUGGCACAUCUAGUUGCUAUGCAAGGAAACAGGUGUGAAGAAGGAUUUUUUAGUCCCCAUGAAGGUCGAGUCCCAGAAGCCACGCAAAACAAUGUAGAAAGCGCAAAUCAAGGAAAAUUUUCGAUUUUAUUUCCUUGGCUUGAAACUAAUACCCAAGAAGAGCAGAACAACCUCCCAGUUACCGGCAGCAACAUAAGGCUUGCGCUAUUUGACAGGUUUCACGAAUCGAACACAUGUAGUAGAGUAGAGUGGCAAAUCGAUAGAAGAAUGACAAAGAAUAUUGGAUGUGCCACUUGUGCAGAAGCAUUUGUUUUAGGAUAUGCUGAGAAGGACCAUGCUUAUGUCUGUUCCCCUUAUGCCAGAUUUCUUGAGAGAAGAAAUAAUGGUGGGCUAAUUGUCACUUCUUAUGGUGUUCUCCAGGUUUUGAGAUAUGCCGAGAAGAUUUUCAGACUGAGAGUCGAAAGUGAGAAAGGAAUGAAGAUUAGCUCUGAACAACAUCUCAUCCGAAACAUGACAAAUGAUGUUUUGCUUAUACAUGGAAAAAAUAUUAGAAAUUUUUUUCCAGACAUGCCAAAUCACCGAUUUGAUGAUGAGCCUGUGUUAAUGGAUGACCAUCUCACACAGAUAAUCAAGAAGCUUUGUGAGAGAUAUCUACUUUAAAGACUCCAAACGUCAAAAAGCAUACAUGAGACAAGUUCUUCAAAAAAAACAAUCCGAGUAUCAGACAUCAAAUGAAUAAGCUUAUUGUAUUCAAGAGUAUCUAACUAAGUAAUGUAGAGGAGUAUUGUUUGCGCUUACCUCUUUGUUGUCCACUUCUUGUUUCUUUGCCUUGCCCUUUAAAACCAUCACAGAGCUAGGCCGUCUUAACUUGCUUCUAAUACCAUUGUUUAUUGUAAAACACAAUUUGUUACCGACUAAACCUUCUCAUCUGAUCUGAUAUUUACGAUACUGUACUAGUUUUAUCGGUUCCCAACAUUGUUUAGUAAGAUAUAUUUAAGCCAAGAAACAAACCAGUCCAGCAACAUCAGAACUUUGUUUUGCCGUGCAAUCAAUAUGGCGCUGGCUGCGCAGUAGCGGCUUGAAAUGUUUGUUUCGGAACAGAGGCUAGUUGGCCCUGUAGCUUUUAUUUCUACCUCAUUGGAUUAAACCAACUCAUGGUCCAGCAAAGAUUUAAAAAAAAUAACAAGGUCAUCUACGGGAAAUUGUUAGUGAAAGAACAACAGAAACAAGCUUAUGACUCAAGACAUCGCUGAAAAAAGAGUAAACCAUUGACCAUUGGAGAAACAGUUCUCCUCAAGAACUUUAGAGCCAGCGGUCUACAAGAAAAGUUCCUUGGAUCUCACAUUAUUAUAACGGUUUGAGACAGAGAUUAUCAAAUCGAUUCUCUAGUUAAUAAAAAACGUAAGAUUGUACCUCUCAAGCUCUUUAAGGUAGUUAACAACCUAGGACAAGUUGAGGAAGACAAUGCAGAUCUUUACAGCCAUGAAUCUGACAGUGAUGAAGUGAUGUUUGAUCCACCAUUCCUAAUGGUGGAUCACGACAGAGAAAGAGACAUUCCAAUAGAAGUAAACUGGCCUUAUAAUUUGAUUUGUGAAAGAAGAUAUGGAACUCUGGUUACAAGGUUUUAGGAGGGAGGGGAGGAAUUAAACUCUGUAUCUAGAAACAGGUGUGCUUGCUGACGUUUCACACUUGGUUUGAAGAACAUUUAAAAGUUCACUUAAAAAACAAAAAAGGGACAAAUUAUGGACUUGGUUUAAAAUGGACACACAAAAUUUUUGCUCACAGUUACUGUUUAUAAAGUUUUGGUUUAUCAGGUAUCAUUUUUUGUGAGAUAUUAUUUUAUUAUCCUUUUUGUUGGGGGUUAUGCACAUUUUAGGCUGGGGGAGUGUGAGGAUAUGAGUAAUGAGAGAGUGGAACAAGAGUUAUUGUUGUUGUGAUUAGUGAGCGAGAGAGAAGAGAUUAAAGUUGAAGUGGAGAUAUACUUCAACUCUGAUAGGUCGUUCGACAACACUGAAGGAGAAGUAUGAACCAAUUGAACAGGUUUUUGAGUGCAUUAAAUUCUACAAUCAUAAUUGGAAAAUCUGUGUCGACCUGAAAUGGUGAAUUUCCUGCUUGGAUAGCAGGUAUUUCCUGCUUGGAUAGCAAUCUGCCUAUACGAAACAUCGGUGCUUCUUGUGUAUGUGGGACAGUCGCAAUAGAGUCAACCAUUGGGUAAAAAAGGAUUGGAAACCUUGAGAAAAACUCAGAGCUGGAGACAAAAAUAUAGCAAACAAACCCCUUGUACCCAGAGACAGGAUAGUACUCCCCCUCUACAUAUAAAGUUGGCACUGAUCGAGCAGUUAGUGAGAGCUCUGGACAAAGAUGGAGAGUGCUUCAGAUACAUUUGCCAAUCAUUUCCUGGUCUGAGUCUUGAGAAACUUUAAGUCUGACAUCUUCAAGAACUGUUGCUUUUACUUGACCAAAUGAUGAUAUUGCUGUUUUGUUUGUUUAUAUAUUUCUCAUGCGUUGAAAAGUCUAAGAUAUUUGCGUUCGUCUAUUUUGAGGUACUUUGUAUCUAUCAAAAUUUGUAUCUAAUUCCAGUUUUUGCUCAAAAUCGACCACUUUUAUAAAUUUAGGGCAAAAAAUUAAAUUAAAAAAGGAGAAAAUCUUGAAUUUAUGGGGCAAAAUGAAUAUUAUUUUCGGAAUCAGCAUAUGUCAAUUGGGUGAAAUCACCUCAAAUGGAAAAAAGCAGGGGCAAAAAUGUUUGUUGUUGAUCUCAACGAUUCGUUUUCCAAUAUUAUGCUUUUUAUAGCAACUUUUUUAGUUGUUGAAGAAGUAAUUGAACGUGACCAUCGUCAAGUGAACUGCGUAUUUGUUGACACAAGAAUUUUACUCGAAGAAUGUGAAUACUUGAAGAAAUGUUCUACAU